UAAAGCGAAAGCGAAGGUCCGGUCAAGAAGACGGCAUUUGGGCUGACCAGAGCGUAUAUAUGGUUAUAAUAUAUGGUGAAGUUUGCCUGUCGUAUGGAAACGGUUCUUUGAGUAAGAAAAGGAGGAAUCUGCACUUCGUAGGGGAAGAUGAAGAUGAAAUGUCUCUGCGUUAUUUUGGUUCUGUUGAAGUUCGUCAUUAACACUGUUGGUUUCCUGCUGCACGGCUCUGCUGAUCCUCUCACUGCCCGGCUGGGAGGAGCUGUACUGCUGCCCUGCUUUGCCGACAGACCCCUGCCUUUGGAGGGGCUGCAGGUGGAGUGGAGAAGGACUGACACAGACACCAUCGUGCACCUAUUCCUGGGGGGUCAGAGCAGACCUGAAUCGCAGGGGGAUGCCUACAGGGGCAGAGCCCACUUACUCCCUCAGGAAAUCCCCAAAGGCAACUUCUCUCUGCUGCUGGAGGAUGUGAGGACUGCAGAUACAGGAGUGUAUGAGUGUGUGGUUUACAGAGAGCAGGAGCGUCGUGAAACACGGGUGCGAAUACAGGAAGUAGGUCGGCUGGUGGUGACGGGUGCAGACGAGCCGGUCUAUGCACAUGCUGGGGCGGAUGUGACUCUCAGCUGCUCUGUGGGGACCCAUGUCAGUGUGACAGAGCUUCAGGUGACAUGGAUAAAGACAGACGGUGACAUCUUGGUGCUGCUGUACGCUGAUGGAGAGAUCAGACCAGUGAUUGAGGAUAAGAAUUAUGCUGGAAGAGCUGAAUUCUUUGCUGCAGAAAUUUCCAAAGGAGACUUCUCAAUGAGACUGAGGGAAUUCAGGACUGAAGACGAAGGAGAGUUUAUGUGUGAAGUCCACACAGAUGCUGAUUCUGCCAGUACGACUGCCAGGAUAGUAGCACUGGAGUAUUCAUCCCUGUUUUGGUUGAAUCUGUGGCUGUGCAUCGCUGUCACACCUGUAGUCCUACUUACUGGUGCUUUAUCCGUCUGGCAUUUUGUGAAGGAAAGUAAAAGCAGACAGGCUGUGUUGUGUCACUGGUCACAUGUCAUAGCUCCACCAAUCAUGACGUCCUCAGCAUUCAUCCUGUGGGGUCUAACUGCAGGAUCCACAGGAGAGGCUGUAACUUGUGCUGUCGUCAGUCUGCUCAGUGUCCUGCUGUUGUUUAAUAUGGCUCCGUAUCAGGGAUUAUUAACAGGUAUGUUUUCUUAUUUCUAA
Messenger RNA from Paramormyrops kingsleyae, 1212 nucleotides. NCBI's taxonomy places the organism in Eukaryota, Metazoa, Chordata, Actinopteri, Osteoglossiformes, Mormyridae. The record is from RefSeq and is a predicted model, not a curated record.